This is a messenger RNA of Linum tenue, 516 nucleotides long. The record is from the annotation of a GenBank genome assembly. NCBI's taxonomy places the organism in Eukaryota, Viridiplantae, Streptophyta, Magnoliopsida, Malpighiales, Linaceae.
AUGGGCGGCGGAGAUCCGAGACCCCAAAAAAGCGGCCCGGGUUUGGCUGGGCACCUUCGACACCGCCGAGGCGGCCGCGCUAGCCUACGACGAGGCCGCCCUCCGCUUCAAAGGCAGCAAGGCCAAGCUCAACUUCCCCGACCGGUGGCCGCGGCGGUCCUGUUCAGGUUCACAACAGUAGUCAAGUCUAUCAUCCCAGCUUGUAUCCUCGGCCUCAUCAUCCUCAUCAUCAGCAGCAGCAGUUUGUUCAGGGCGGUGGUUAUGGCUUCACCUACUCAUUCGGCGGCCAGCCGGCUCCGGCGACCGGGUACCAGCCUUUCCCGACAACGAUAUCGGCUAUGUCUUCCACGUCAGCGUCCGAAUCGCUGCACCAACAACGACAGCAACAGGAGGAGGAGCUAUGGAGGCCGUUUUCCAUGCAGUUGGGGAGUGCUGCUCAUAAUAAUUACACCUCUUCUUCUUCCUCCUCUUCUUAUCCUCAUCCUCCUAAUGAUGGUAUGGAUUUUGACUAGCUAG